AUGGGCGCCGACAUCACCCAUCAAAACACUUUGGCGGAGAAUUUUGAGGUGGAUUAUGUUGUCCUUUACCGCUUCUCCAGCAUUGAUAAAAAUGAGGCGAAGGAGCAGUUCAAGAAGCUCAUCCGGGCUCUCUCGGAUGUGGGGCUGCAGACAGAGGUACGCCCGGGGAUAGACCAGAGCCUUCUUAUCUUUGUAAAGGCGCAGGAGAAAUACUUGGGUAAAGCUCUGUAUCGAUCCAGGGUACGAGACUGGCUGCAUGGUGUGCGCAAUUCACAGCCAGAUCCCGAUGCAAAAGGCUCAUGUGUCCCCGAGACUGAUGCAGAACGAUUCCUCAUAGUCUACAAUAUGAUCACUGCGCCCUCCAACGAGGGUGGUGCAGGAAUCACUCCCAAGCAAGGCGAGUGGGAUAAUGUAGACUCAAUCUUCCCGCUUCACGACAAGCUCCUCAACAGGACCUGGAUAAAAGCCUGGACGAGCAAAACAUUCCUCACCGCGGAUGACCUUGACCAGAUCCGGAACCACCAUGGUGAAAAGAUCGGCUUCUACUUCGCCUUCCUACAGUCGUAUUUCUCAUUUCUCAUCUUCCCCGCAAGCUUUGGUGUUGCGUGUUGGGUCCUACUGGGCAAUUUCUCAAUCGUUUAUGCAAUCGUGAACUGUCUGUCAUGCGUCGUGUUUACUGAAAUGUGGAAGCGGCAGGAAAGCGACUUGCGGAUUCGCUGGCAGGUGAAAAACGUUUCCGAAAUCCACACGAAACGACGGGAGUUUAAGUACCUUUCAAAAUCUAUUGAUCCCGCAACUGGCGAGGAGUCAUUUGUGUUCCCGUCAACCACGCGGUUGGGCAGGCAGCUUUUGCAGGCGCCGUUUGCGAUUGCCGCAGUUCUUGCAUUGGGCACUCUGAUAGCCACUUGUUUUGCGAUUGAGAUCUUCAUUUCCGAGGUCUACACAGGGCCCUUCAAGUCAUACUUGGUGUUCAUUCCCACGAUUUUGCUCUCUCUAUUUGUCCCGACGAUCUCCGCCGUUUUAACCAGUAUCGCCAAACGACUAACCGAUUACGAAAACUAUGAAACGCAGGACAGCUAUGACCUAGCGCUAACUCACAAAAUCUUCGUUCUCAACUUUAUCACAUCCUACCUCCCGGUCCUCCUUACUGCCUUCGUCUACGUGCCAUUCGGCAAGGUAAUAGUGCCGUACCUCGACUUAUUCAAUCUAACCGGGAACCCAUUCGCACAAACUUCGGAGAAAGACCAGCUACAAACGUCCGCAACCCCCUUCCAAAUCAACCCAUCCCGGCUACGCAAGCAGGUUAUUUAUUUCACCGUCACAGCUCAGAUAGUUAACCAGGGCCUCGAGAUCGUCCUUCCGUAUGCCAAACGCAAGCUCACCCGGAAGUACCAAAAAUACACGGAAGAAAAUGCCAAAUCCAAAAAGAACAGUGGCUCGUCCACCCCUGGGCCUGGCACGGCUGCUAUACCAGAAGACGCACCCGGCGAAUCCGACUUCCUCGCCCGGGUCCGCGACGAGGCAAUGCUCACCGAAUACGACGUCACCGCUGACUUCCGCGAAAUGUGCGUUCAAUUCGGCUACCUCUCCCUCUUCUCUGUCGUCUGGCCGCUCGUGCCGCUCUCCUUCCUGAUAAAUAACUGGAUCGAGCUGCGCUCCGACUUCGUCAAGAUCUGUCUCGAGUGCCGGCGGCCCGUCCCCUUGCGGUCCGACAGCAUCGGGUCCUGGGUGCAGUCGAUCGAGUUCCUUGCAUGGCUGGGCAGCAUCACGAACGCGGCUCUGGUGUAUCUGUUCUCCAACGACGGCGUGGGGCCGGACGGCAGUCCCUCGCAGAUCACCGGAUGGGUGUUGCUGCUUGUCAUAUUUUUCGCGGAGCAUAUAUACCUCGUCAUGCGGCUGGUGGUGCAGGUGGGGAUAUCAAAAAUCGAGACACCGGCAACGCGCCAGGAGCGUCUGGCGCGGUAUCUAAUGCGGAAACAGUAUUUCGACGCAACGCUGGCGAGGGAGAGGCGCGAGGAGAACGCACAGGGUUCUCACUGCGGGGGACCAGAGGAAACGAGGAUUACGCGGGAAUCGCUCGAGGAGGAUGCGCGACGGAUGAGCCAGCACGACUCAUCAACGGCAGAUGUGUUCUGGGGCCGACAGCGAGGGGCGUGGGAGGCGAGUGUUGUUGGCGAGGGGAUCAUUGAUGCAGAGUUGAGCACAGCGAAAGAGGAGAAGAAGGCACAAUAG
Histoplasma mississippiense is the source of this 2232-nucleotide messenger RNA. RefSeq lists its product as hypothetical. The record is from RefSeq and is a predicted model, not a curated record. The transcript is spliced from 3 exons. Gene Ontology annotation, molecular function: chloride channel activity. NCBI's taxonomy places the organism in Eukaryota, Fungi, Ascomycota, Eurotiomycetes, Onygenales, Ajellomycetaceae. Bases 1 to 2232 code for a protein of 743 amino acids. Gene Ontology annotation, cellular component: cortical endoplasmic reticulum. Gene Ontology annotation, biological process: chloride transmembrane transport.